AUGGCCGAUACCGAAAUGGAUGUCGAUGUCGAUGUGCCUUCGUCACCGCAAGAGCAACGAAAUGACCCCAAAAAUGCUUCCAUGACAACUCAUUCGAAUGCGACAGCUGUACGAUCUAUCGAAGGCUGGAUCAUCAUCGUCACAAAUGUACACGAAGAAGCGAGCGAGGAGGACAUCAAUGACAAAUUUGCAGACUUUGGAGAGAUCAAGAAUCUUCAUCUAAACCUGGACAGAAGAACAGGAUACGUCAAGGGUUACGCCUUGAUUGAAUAUCCAACAUUGGAUGAGGCAAGAGCCGCUAUUGAUGGUGCGCAUAAUUCCAAGUUGCUGGAACAGACGGUUGAGGUGGACUUUGCAUUUGUUAGACCGCCACCAGGAGGAAAACCAAGAGGAGGUCGGACACCUGCCAAAGGUAGAGCAAGAAGCCGAACGCGCAGUCCAACUGGUAGAGACGGGGGCGAUUGA
Sclerotinia borealis F-4128 is the source of this 465-nucleotide messenger RNA. The record is from the annotation of a GenBank genome assembly. NCBI's taxonomy places the organism in Eukaryota, Fungi, Ascomycota, Leotiomycetes, Helotiales, Sclerotiniaceae.